AUGGGCACUCAGAGUGAGGUCUCGUCUAGUCCGGAUCGUGUGCAAGGAGAUCUCAAAGCAUUUCCCGAGGCCGUGAUUACAGAACCCAGCUUCUUCCAGAGAGCAGGCGGCAAGACUUUCGAAAUCGAGUCGCUUGCUUCGUACCACAAGCCCAUCGACGAGUCGUAUGAAGGAUACCACAGAUAUGAUCCCGACUUCCAAUGGGAGGGAAAGGAGGAGAAGCGGGUUGUUCGUCGGAUCGACUACCGGAUCUGUUCCUGGGUCUGCUUGAUGUUCUUUGCGCUUCAGCUGGACAGAGGCAAUAUCUCGCAAGCUUUGAGUGAUAACAUGCUCGAAGACCUUGGCAUCUCGACGAACGCUUACAAUACCGGGCAGACCAUAUUUUAUCUCAACUUCCUCUUUGCCGAACUACCCUCGCAGCUCAUCUCGAAGAAGAUUGGACCGGACAAUUGGAUCCCAAUCCAGAUGGUGUCGUGGUCGCUGGUCGCAAGCAUGCAGGCGUGUCUAUCGGGUCGCAGUUCUUUCUGGGCAUGCCGUGCUCUUCUCGGUCUCAUCGAAGGUGGUUUCAUCCCCGACAACAUCCUCUACUUGAGCUACUUCUACACUGGACGAGAGCUUCCGAGAAGGUUGUCUUUCUUCUGGGUUGCCUUUCAGCGCACCAGCAUUGUCUCUGCGUUCUUGGCAUUCGGUAUCCUGCACAUGUGGGGCAUUAACGGCAUGGCUGGUUGGCGGGAUCGUCUCUUACUUCUACCUCCCACCUUCGCCAACCCAAACGGCGUCUCGCUUCCGUCUCGCUUCCGUGGCAAGGAAGGCUGGUUCAGCGAAAGAGAGGAAAAGAUUAUGGUUAACAGAGUCCUCCGCGAUGAUCCCAGUAAGGGUGACAUGCACAACAGACAAGAGCUCAACCUCGGCAUGUUGUGGCAAUGCCUCAAGGACUACCACAUGUGGCCGAUAUAUCUGAUCGGACUCUCUUGGAUGAUUCCUGCGGUGCCAAUGAACAAUUACUUGACCUUACAGCUGAAGAGUGUUGGCUUUGGGACCUUUGAGACGAAUCUCUUGACGAUUCCAGCUUAUGUGAUCUUGAUUAUGAAUCGCAGUCCUUGGGUGGCAUGGAUCCUCAGUUGCUUGGUAUUCGCGAUGCCGUACUUCCACGCUUCUGGCUCACUCUCCUCUAGCAGAAACGCAGGUUCGGUGCGGACGCGGACGGUGGCUUCGGCAAUUUACAACAUGACCGUGCAGGCAUCCAACAUAAUCGGCUCAAACAUCUACAGGACUCCCGACAAGCCUACCUACUAUACAGGUAACAAGGUCCUUAUCGGAAUUAUAUGCUAUAACAUAGCACUCUUCGUUGGCGCCAAGUUCUCCUGUGUGAAUGAAAACAAGAAGAGAGACGCGAUUUGGUCCGCCAUGUCGAAGGAGCAGAAGGAAGGUCGUGUUUACAAGGAGGACAAACCCACUUUCCCCUAA
This is a messenger RNA of Fulvia fulva, 1467 nucleotides long. RefSeq lists its product as uncharacterized. The transcript has 7 exons. The record is from RefSeq and is a predicted model, not a curated record. Lineage: Eukaryota; Fungi; Ascomycota; Dothideomycetes; Mycosphaerellales; Mycosphaerellaceae. Gene Ontology annotation, molecular function: sulfate transmembrane transporter activity. Bases 1 to 1467 code for a protein of 488 amino acids. Gene Ontology annotation, cellular component: membrane. Gene Ontology annotation, biological process: transmembrane transport.